UUCCGGUCCCCGGAGGCGGGAGAUGUCACCGGUUCGAAAGAGUCGGGGGCGGCCGGAGCGGGGAGCCGGCCGACCUGUCGGAGCACCUCGUGGAGACCGCCGGCCGGAGGCCGCCGCAGAUGGGCGCGAGGGCCGCGGGGCGGGACGCGGGGUCCCCGGCGGCCGGAGGGCACCCCUUCUUCGGCCCCCCGCCCCGCGGCCCCCCGGGCCCGGGCCCGGCCGGGUCACGAUGGACGGAGGAGGAGGAGGAGGACCCGGGGGCGGUCGGCCCCGGGCGUCGCACCUUCUGCGGCUUCCGGAAAUCGUUCCUGUGCCCCCGGCCCGGGCCCGUCCCCGGCGCCCCCGGGCCCGCCCGCGGCCCCUUCGACCCCUGGAAGCUGAAGCUGGAGAUGCCCCAGAGGGUGCAGGUGUCGGCGGAGGAGGCUAACCGCCUGGCGGAGGAACUGGUGGCGGAAGAGGAGCGGGCAAAGCGGCGGGCGGAGAAGAGACGAUCCAAGAAAAAGCGACAGAAGGAGCGGAGGCGUCAGGAGAAGCUUGACGGGAGCAGGGAGGAUGGAAGCGUGAGGAGCGAGGGAGCGGCCUCGGGACGAGACAGCUCGACCCCGCCGGGGACUCCCAGCCGGACCCAGAGCCUCAAGGAGGAAGAUGAGGAGGAGGAGGAGCUGGACCUGCUCAGCACGUUCGUGUCUCAGGCCCGGCGCAAGGUCGGGGAGCGGCCCCCCACCGCCCGGCGAGAGCGAGGCCCGGGCCCCGAGGCGGCCCCGGGGAGUCGGGACCCCGGCCCCGGGAGCCGGACCCCGUGGCCCGAGGUCAGCUGGGUCCGGGGGGAGCCACGGGGCGGGACCGCGGCCCCGGGGACGGCCGAGGUUCCGGGGGCCCGGGAGGCGACCCCGGGACGCGUCUGGUGUCCGGCGGCCCCGGGGACGGAAGAGACCUCGGGGAUCCGGGAGGCGACGCCGGGACGCGUCCGGUGUCCGGCGGCCCCGGGGGUGCCGGCGGCCGCCCUGAAGCGCAGCCUGGAGCUGGCGGAGCUGGGAACCGCGGCCGCCCAGAGGGGCCUGUACCACGAGGCGGUGCUGCUCCUCACCCAGGCCAUCGCCCUCAACCCCAAAGAUCCCAGGCUGUUCGGGAACCGUUCCUUCUGCCACGAGCGGCUGGGCCAGUUGGGCUGGGCCCUGGGGGACGCCCGCAUCGCCCUGGCCCUCCGGCCCCGCUGGCCCCGCGGCCUCUUCCGCCUCGGCAAGGCCCUGAGGGGGCUGAGGCGCUACGGGGAGGCGGCCGCGGCCUUCCGGGAAGCUCUGCUCGUCGAGGGGUCGGAGCCGGACGCGGCCAGGGAACUGCAGCUCUGCCACCUGGAGCUCGCCCUGGUGAGGUGA
Molecule: messenger RNA, 1376 nt
Organism: Ornithorhynchus anatinus (platypus)
Lineage: Eukaryota; Metazoa; Chordata; Mammalia; Monotremata; Ornithorhynchidae
Gene: TTC31
Product: tetratricopeptide repeat domain 31
Exons: 11
Coding region: 120-1376 (418 amino acids)
Molecular function (GO): protein binding
Source: RefSeq, a predicted model, not a curated record